Messenger RNA from Annulohypoxylon maeteangense, 4026 nucleotides. RefSeq lists its product as uncharacterized. Bases 97 to 3756 code for a protein of 1219 amino acids. The transcript is spliced from 4 exons. Lineage: Eukaryota; Fungi; Ascomycota; Sordariomycetes; Xylariales; Hypoxylaceae. The record is from RefSeq and is a predicted model, not a curated record.
CGGUGUUUUUGUUAAUCGCUCUAGCACUUUGCUUAGAUUGCGGAAUCACAUUAAGGAGCUCUAAAUAGUUUGAUCUGUUGCGGCUGAUCGGACGCGAUGGCGGAGUCAUCAUCUCAACUCGCAGUCCCCCUGGACGCGCAUUUUCCGUACGUGCCUAAAGGUCCGGGCGGAAGAGACCCUGCUACGACACUUCCACGUAUCUUGAAUUUCCUCACCGAUGAAGACCAAUAUAGACACCCGGGCUGGAAGCAGAGGGUGAAGUUGAUCAGUAAAUAUCUCCAGGAAGCGGAUGAGGCUCGCAAGGCUGGCGAGCUCGGUUACGAUAUUCCUAAUGUGCGCGCAAUGUUGGAUGAUGCACUCAUUAUAUUGGACGAGCAGCAGAGAUCGUAUGCUUGGAGUAACGGCCCAACUCCCUGGGCAAUGUUGCCGUUAUCUGGCCAGCCUAACUCUACGAGACUACCGACUUCCUCAGACCAAUUUCUGAAGGCGACUCCGGACAAGUCACGGUAUAAGCGUAGGCGAAUCGAUUAUCCGGCUUCCUUCAACGAUAAAAAUAAAUCGCCCAAUCGUGUUGUUACAUCACCAUUUGUUUCCCUGACUAGAGGAGGAACAGGAUUGCUCGAUUUAUUCUUAGCAGACGAGGAGAGCUAUUUCGAGAACCCUCAGAAUCCUGCAUGCUCAGCUCGUGAUGGCAUCAAUUUGUACAAACUCGACAAUGAUCGGUAUGAGCACUGUAUGAAGGGUGGGAUUAGAGAAACCCUGAAGCGGGCACCGUGGAGACAUGCCAAAGACAUCCCCGAGGUUCGGGAGUUACCCAACACCCCUAGCUCUCCAGACAAGGUGCCAGAUAAUCUACAAGAAUUAUGCCUUGCACGAGGCUGGCAGCGAGCUGCGAUCCAACAGUGCCUGAAUCUAUUCAGCAACCACGAGAACAGAGUGGUCAACACUCCAUGGCGUCGGGUGAUCCUCCCUUUCAGAGAGCAUGUAAUGCCCAAGGAGCUCGUCUACUACCCACGAGCGCUCGCUCCGGAGAAAGUUCCUCACUCGCUCAAGGAUCCCUACCCUUUUAUUCACCAGUACGAAAAAUACAACGAGCUCAUGAAUAACCUAGGCUCUCGGACGCGCCGUCUCUAUAUCCGCGAUCACUUUAACAGUUUUCGGCGGUCUGCCCUACCUAACAACUUCAUAGGGCCGUUUAUCUACCACGGUCUUUCUGUACAUGAUGACCACUGGCUUAGAAUUGGGUCGUAUCUGAAGCGGCUACGCGUCCUUCUGCAGGACGCGUUCGCCAUCGCCCCCAGGUCUUUCAUGCUGGCUAUUCUAAGAGACAUCGAAGCUGGAAUAGAAUCCCGACCUGAUUCUGAGACGGCUCCGAAAUACAUCCGCAACGAUGUCAUGAGACGCCCUGGUGCUGAUGAGGAACACGAGGACGGAGACAGUGGUCCGCCGACGCUUCUGCUUAUAGACGAGGCUGAUGCUGCCUGGUUGAGAUUUUUGUGUGAGCCCUCUACCACACCUCUGAUGACCGAUCCCAAGAAGCAACCCCAAGAUAACCUCACCAUCCUAUUCGAUAGUCGGCUUCAAAGCUUUUUGAACGACCCAAACGUAUCAGGUAGCCCAGUAAUAACUGGAGAAGGCGAUAUUUUCGAUAUAAGUAUGGAGACUUGGGAAGGAUACCCAGGUGGUCCCCACCCAACCCUCGAGCAGGCAUUGGCGUAUAUAAAUGGUGGCGGAGACGUUGACGCGAAUGAGACCUACCAGUUCAGUUAUGAGGAAGCCAUGAGUUACGCUAGGCGGUCUUCGUAUCUCGGUCGAUGCAGACUCCUACCGACAGCGGAUGGCGCCGGCUUGCUUGUCAUGCGACCUCUUUACGAAAUACACCCUGAACAUCGCAUCGCUUGGCGCCACGAUAAUAUGGAAGCAUUCGACGCAAGCCAGGCCUCGUAUCAACAAGCUAUACUUGACCACCUGGCAGGUGCGUAUCCGCUAGACGACCCAUACAGUAUGGAGGGUCAGUUCGCGCAUAUCCUUGACCAUAUCGAUGAACCGGACCUCCCGCGGUUGUUGGUGGAAGCAACACAGUCCGGAAACGCCGCACAGGCGACAAGAGAUAUACUGUCAUCACGAAUUCAUAACGAGUUAGUUCGUGCUCGAGGCUCGUACGAAGAGGGUGGGCGAGGGGUAACACGCCAGGAACCCAGUUGGUCCGAUCUCACUAGUUGGGAUCAGCUAGGUAGAUUGCGACACCGUAAAGGAGCGGCUCUAUCAGUGCCAGAGAGGACGGUCCAAUUCUAUCGCAACCUUGCCUACAGGAUGGGCCGCACAAUAGCGUACACAAGAGAACUCGAACGCCGGCUUGAGAUACCAGCUCCUGGCAACAAUGCCGGAGAGAACGGGGGCGAGAACAGGGGCUCAUCUAGAUGGAAAGCAAUCUCAAGAAAUGCUUUAACUGAGGACUACCAAUUUUGGCGGAAAUCUAUUCAAUAUGGCACGGGCGAAAUAGAAUUCAAACAACCAACGAUUUACAGACUCAUCGAAAAAGCAGAUCCCGACGAGGAAUUACAAAACCGGUUCAAGGAUAAGCACGAGUGGGAUUUGAUCAGAGAAGGGAUGAUUGACGAAUGCGUCCUCAAUCGCAACACGUUGUAUCCGUCCCGCGAGAUUGUUCUUGAGGACUCGUCGGGUACAUAUAAGAGCAUCUCGGACUGGAAAUCAAACAGAAUGUUUCAAGGUGUCAAGCGACCAAGCCUCUGGAAAUGGGCUACAGAUUCGCAGAGGCGAUACCAGGCACCCUUUACCAGAUUUGCCUUCUUCUCUAUGAUGCGCUGGCCUCUUAUGCACCAAUCUAAAGAAUGGAGACAAUUCCUUACAUCACGACGGGAUGAGACCCAAAGAAUAAACCCUCGCCUCCCUCAGCAACAAUACGGGAUCCUCGCGCCUAGACUACCUCCGCAAAUAAAUCCACAGAAUUCCAGCGGUCAGUAUCUGAGCACAAAGAAUACGACUUCGGAUCAAGACACAAAGGGGCCGAGGGGAACAAAGAGGGUACGGACAAGGGGUUCAGAAGAAACAAAGCAUGACGGUACUACAAAGCCUUCAGAAGAGACAACUACCCCGAGGCUCCGCGGCGGAAUGGAAGAAGAACCAUUUCUAUCACCAUUACUAUCACCAUCACCAUCAUCACCAUCAUCAUCAUCACCACAACAAUUUUACCAACAACAACCUCCUCCUCCUCCUCCCACACACUCCGGAAGUGCAGAGAAUAUGGGAGCGGUAGCACCACCAAAGACGUCCCAGCCUAAGACGCCCCGGCCUAAGACGCCGGGGCCCAAGACGCCGGGACCCAAGACGCCGGGGCCUAAGACUCCGGCGGCGAAGAGGAUAGAGAAACCCACUUUGAAGCCUUUCACCAAACCAAAGUCACGAUUCGUACCAGGACCUGCUAUAUUCCCUAUGGCCGAGACACUCCUACAAUCAGUUGCUAUGAGCAAUGAAUUAGAAAACGUGUUAUAUCCGCCGCCAAAGCUCAACUUCCUCCAGAAGAUCGUCAAAUUAUACAACCAGUUGACAGAGGUCCCGGACCGUCGAAUCCCCUUACUGCCGCCACUGACAGAAUCAUCCAACCGGCAAAGAGACAAAGAACCACUGGCCAGCCUGAGAAAUCUGGUCUCACCCCCUUUGGUCCUUCCGACCCUGCUGGCAAGGGAGGGAAGUCAGUCACGUGGUCCGAAGAUCUUACACCGGGCACAGGAUUAGAUCCUUCCAUUAAGGUGGGCCAGGACCCGUUCUCGUACCUUCAAAGAGUCAGACAACUCGAAAUACGACUAGCCGAGACGGAAGAAAGACUAAGGCUAGAAUCGGAGAGGGCAAACCGCGCAGGAGGGCAGGUACCAGUCAGGCAGCGGACCCAGGGGCCAACCCAGAGGCCAACACAGAGGCCAACGCAGGGUCCAACCCAAGGGCCAACGCAGGGGCCAACCCAAGGUCCAACCCAAAGGCCAACUCAAGGUCCGACCCAGGGACCAA